This is a messenger RNA of Knipowitschia caucasica, 1578 nucleotides long. The record is from the annotation of a GenBank genome assembly. NCBI's taxonomy places the organism in Eukaryota, Metazoa, Chordata, Actinopteri, Gobiiformes, Gobiidae.
AUGGUGCUGGAUCUAGACUUGUUUAGGGCCGAUAAAGGAGGAGACCCCGAGAUUGUUCGGGAAACUCAGAAGAAGAGAUUCAAAGACGUGACGUUGGUGGACAAACUUGUGGCAGUAGACACAGAAUGGAGAAAAUGUCGCUUUACCGCCGACAACCUGAACAAAGCAAAAAACCUCUGCAGCAAGAGCAUUGGAGAGAAAAUGAAGAAAAAAGAGCCAAUUGGAGAAGACGACUGUUUACCCGACAAGGCUCAGCAAGUGGACUCUCUCACAGCUGAAGUGUUAUCGGGGCUAACAGUUACUCAAAUUAAGAAGGUGCGAUUGCUCGUCGAUGAAGCGGUCGAGAAAACGGACAAAGACCGGGUCCAACUCGAGGCCGAUCGCUUUGAAUACCUGAGGGAGAUUGGGAAUCUUCUGCAUCCGUCGGUACCAAUCAGCAAUGAUGAGGACGUAGACAACAAAGUGGAGCGUACAUGGGGCGACUGUACUGUCCAAAAGAAGUAUUCCCACGUGGAUCUGGUGGUGAUGGUGGACGGCUUUGAGGGAGAGAAGGGAGCUGUGGUGGCUGGAAGCAGAGGCUAUUUCCUCAAGGGCCCACUGGUUUUUCUGGAGCAAGCGCUGAUCAACUACGCCCUGAGGAUCCUGUAUCAUAAGAACUACACAAUGCUGUACACGCCUUUCUUCAUGCGGAAGGAGGUGAUGCAGGAGGUGGCACAGCUCAGCCAGUUUGAUGAGGAGCUCUAUAAGGUGAUCGGAAAGGGCAGUGAGAACGCAGACGACGCCUCCAUUGAUGAGAAGUAUCUGAUUGCCACCUCCGAGCAGCCAAUCGCAGCCUUCCUCCGGGACGAGUGGCUGAAACCCGAGGACCUGCCCAUACGGUACGCCGGCUUCUCCACCUGCUUCCGACAGGAGGUGGGCUCUCACGGCCGGGACACGCGAGGCAUCUUCAGGGUGCACCAGUUUGAGAAGAUUGAGCAGUUUGUUUAUGCCUCUCCUCACGACGGAAAGUCCUGGGAGAUGUUUGACGAGAUGAUCGGGACGGCAGAAGAGUUUUAUCAGUCUCUUGGAAUCCCAUACCGCAUUGUCAACAUUGUGUCCGGCGCUCUUAACCACGCAGCCAGUAAAAAGUUGGACCUUGAAGCCUGGUUCCCUGGAUCCGGAGCGUUCAGAGAGUUGGUCUCCUGCUCCAACUGCACAGAUUACCAGGCCAGGCGCCUUCGCAUCCGCUUCGGGCAGACGAAGAAGAUGAUGGAUAAGACGGAGUUCGUGCACAUGUUGAAUGCCACCAUGUGCGCCACAACACGUGUGAUUUGUGCGAUCCUGGAGAACUAUCAAACUGAAGAAGGAAUCGUUGUUCCGGAGCCGCUCAGGGACUUCAUGCCUCCUGGUCUGAAUGAAAUGAUCAAGUUUGUCAAACCAGCGCCGAUCGACCAAGAAAUGAGCAAGAAGGCUAAAAAACAGCAGGAGGGAGGAGGAGGAGGAGGCGGCAAAAAGAAGAAGAAGCAGGGAGGAGGAGGAGGAGGAGGAGGAGGAGGGCUGCCCACCGCCAUGGAGAACAUGUCCGUCAAUGACUCAUAG